GCACGUCAAAGUGCCCCAUUCGCCGGUCCGAGGCGAGCCGUGGGCGAGCGGCCGACGCGGAUCCGCAGACCUUCCGAGCGCGCUGGCAGAAGUGCUCGUGUGUGAGAGCUGCUGCGUGUUCUGUGAGGCCGUUCACACGCCAUCGUCCGCCGAGUCUACACGAAACCACUCGGACUGGGUUCUUUGCUAAGCGCUGCUUGAUAUCCUCACCAGGAGCUGGAGCCUUGAUCAUGCGCCAUUUUUCCUGACAGAACUACACGAACUAACCAAGCUACAGGUCAAAGAAAGCCUUGAAGACAGCUUUACUGGACAGUCUUACCAACUGCUUGAUCCCAUCGCUGCAGAGUCUACUAAAUAUUCCCAAUGUAACCCUGUCAACUUGAGCUGCUCUCGUGGGGCUCCUGCAGACUCUGGAGAUAUGCCAUUAGAUAUCGAUAUGACUUCAUGGAUUAUCCACGUCACCAUGUUGGUGCUGUCCGUCUUCAUCGGUAGUACUGAGGGGAAACGGGACAGGAUGCUGUAUUGUUCUGCAUGCAGGGCGAUUGUGGAUGAGCUGAACUACUCCAUCGGUCAGGUAGACCCAAAGCAAACCAUCAACGUUGGCAGUUUCAGACUCAACCCAGAUGGAACCAUGAAGGACAAAAAGAUCCCCUUUGCUCGCUCGGAGACUCACCUGAGCGAGCUGCUGGACGGCGUGUGCGGCAGCAUGAGUGACUACGCCCUGCACGUGGACCCCGACACCAAGCAGAAACGGUACAUGAGGUUCGCUCCCCGGAGCAGCGGGGAAGUCGGAGACUUCCCCGACUUCAAGAACUUCCAGUUUGAUGGACCCGAGGCAGCCAACGCCUUGAAGUUUGCAUGCGAGAGCCUUGUGGAGGAGCUGGAGGAUGACAUCAUCUCUCUCUUCAGCCAGACCGCAGUGAACGUGGUGGACAAGUUAUGCAGCAGCGUCUCAGAUUACUGUGCAGAUGCCAAACUGCAGAAUGAUGAGUUGUAGUUGAAUCACUGUGGUACCAGUUUGUGUUUCGGUGAGACUGUAGCACCAAGACAAUUUACAUGUUUUAAAAGAGGCCUUACAUGUCUGAUAUUCUGACAAAUAAAU
Lampris incognitus (smalleye Pacific opah) is the source of this 1102-nucleotide messenger RNA. RefSeq names its product canopy FGF signaling regulator 1 (gene cnpy1). The coding region runs from base 419 to 997 and encodes 192 amino acids. The transcript is spliced from 8 exons. Gene Ontology annotation, cellular component: endoplasmic reticulum. The record is from RefSeq and is a predicted model, not a curated record. Lineage: Eukaryota; Metazoa; Chordata; Actinopteri; Lampriformes; Lampridae.